Molecule: messenger RNA, 312 nt
Organism: Centruroides sculpturatus (bark scorpion)
Lineage: Eukaryota; Metazoa; Arthropoda; Arachnida; Scorpiones; Buthidae
Product: transmembrane emp24 domain-containing protein 2-like
Exons: 2
Coding region: 73-312 (79 amino acids)
Biological process (GO): Golgi organization; endoplasmic reticulum to Golgi vesicle-mediated transport; intracellular protein transport
Cellular component (GO): endoplasmic reticulum-Golgi intermediate compartment; Golgi apparatus; endoplasmic reticulum
Source: RefSeq, a predicted model, not a curated record
ACAGGGCCAGACGAAAAAGUAAUAUACAAAGGAGAAAGAGAAUCAAAUGGAAAAUAUACAUUUUCAGCACAUAUGGAUGGUGUGUAUUCUUAUUGCUUUAGCAAUGCAAUGUCAACUAUGACCCCAAAAGUUAUUAUGUUUUCGAUGGAAAUUGGAGAUCCACCAAAAGCUACUCAGGAUAAAGAAUCGGAAGCAACUCAUAAUAAGCUGGAAGAAAUGAUCAAAGAGUUAUCUACUUCCUUAACAUCUGUAAAGCACGAACAGGAAUAUAUGGCAGUUAGAGAUAGGAUUCACAGAGAAAGUAAAUCUUAA